Molecule: messenger RNA, 729 nt
Organism: Aureobasidium musti
Lineage: Eukaryota; Fungi; Ascomycota; Dothideomycetes; Dothideales; Saccotheciaceae
Source: the annotation of a GenBank genome assembly
AUGUUCCAGGCCACUGGCAAGCUAUAUGCCACCAGCAACUGGAACGGCAGUUUCAGCAACCCCAUCAAUGUCACUGCUAUAGACAUCAACGGCAACAACAGCAUUCAAUCUCUUCAUUACGAGCAUCUGGCUGAAGCUAACGGAGCCACUGCCUGGUACCCCGUAGGCUCCCCAGCCAACAGCAGCGAGGGCCAACAGAUCGUCUUCUGCGACGAAGGCGACCUGACUCGUCCCGCCCAAUUGGUCCUCGUAGAUCCAGCAACCAACAAGAGCCAAGUCCUGAUCAACAACUUCCUCGGCCGCAACUUCUCAUCCAUCAACGAUGUCAGACAGCACCCUGUAACCGGCGACCUCUGGUUCACAGACGUACCUUAUGGCUACUGGCAAUACUUCCGUCCCGCACCCGUCAUCAGAAACCAAGCCUACCGCUUUGAGCCAAACACUGGAGUGGUUCAAGCAGUUGCUGAUGACGCUUUUGCUCCCAAUGGUAUCGAGUUCUCGCCUGAUUUCAAGCAUGUGUAUAUUACCGAUACGGGUGUGCACACUUUCCCCAACAAGGACAACUUGACCAUGCCAUCAACGAUUUACCGCUAUGAUAUUACUCCUGACGGCAAGAGAUUGCAGAACAAGCAAUUGUUUGCAUACUCUGAUAUCGGAAUUCCCGAUGGUAUUCACUGCGAUACCAUGGGCAAUGUGUAUGCUGGCUGUGGCGAUGGCGUUCAUGUGUAA